AUGAUUCGCCCGGCCACGCCAGGUACGCUUCUUACUCUGGCGGCCGCCGUUCUGCUCGGCCUGGUUACCAUCUCAACCCCCAUCAUCAAGUCUAUCUACUUUCUCGAGGCAACCAUCGGUGGCAAUGGCCCCCAAAGCGGCCAGGUUGCCCGCCUUGGCACACUAGGCUACUGUCUCGGUAACACCUGCAACGAUCCUACGCUUGGCUAUUCAUUCGAUCCCAACCAGCUUCUCGGAAUCCAGGUUGUCGGCAGCAGAUACACCUCGGCUGUUAUCAAGGGCCUCACCUAUACUCUUAUCCUCCACCCAAUCGCCCUCGCCUUUGCCGUCGUCUCUGUGCUUUUGGGUCUCAUCUCGCACUGUCGCGAAUUCUCCACCAACUGCUUUGGCAGCUUCGUCACGGGCAUCGGUGCCUUCAUCGCCCUCGUUGCCUUUGGCCUCGACCUCGCGCUUUUCAUCAUCGCCAAGAAGCGCAUUGAUUCGAUCAAUGGUGCCUCUGCUUCGCUCGGCAUGGCCAUCUGGAUGACGCUGGCAGCAUGGAUUCUUAUGUUCCUCGCAGGCUGUGCUUUCAGCUGCGGCAUCUGCAGUCGAAGAAGGCGCAACCGCGUCAAGGACUCGCAUCUCGACAAUGCCUACGGCGCGCGCCCCAAUGCGCCAGUGCGAGACAAUUACAGCUCACAGAUGCGUAUGGAUGCCCUUGAUGCAGAGGCUGACAGAAAACACAGACAGGCCACGCUCGACCGAAACACAAGACGCCAAGAUCUGCCCAAGUUUGCCGAGUAUGAGACCGAACACGAGGUGCCGCUCAAGAAUGACUAUGACAAUGGUGUCUACGCGGAAGGAGCCAGCCAUAGCCAACCCGGUCUUGCCUACUCAACCAACGGCGAUUUCGCCCGCACAGGUAGCACUUGCGCCGCUGCCAUAACUGGCGGCUCGGUCAUCAACGGCGUCGGUCAAGGUUAUGGUAGAAGACAGGCACAAGCAAGUCGCACCGAAGAUUUUUCCAACUCGCCGCCCAUGCUCAACAAUUCCGCUGGCUACGGAGCACACAACUUGAGCGCCCAGAGACAGAACAGCGCCCAUUCUGCUGCUGCCGGCGGCGGCGGCAUGUCGACGAGUCACAGCGACGCAACCUACCUCCCUGGCGUCGGGCCUCAACCGUUCCGCGAGGAUUCGCUCACGCCUGCACCACGACCGUACCCUCAAGUUUCAUCGCCUCCGCCUAUGCCCGAUUUCCCACAGCACAGCCAGUACUCGUCUCAAACUCAGCAGCAGCCGCAGUACGACGAAUACGGUAAUAUGAUUGCAUCGAGCGGUAGCAACUUCCGUCGUCAGCCCACGAGCGAUUAUGGCCAUGCCGCCGAGUACUCGGGGGCUACAUUUGGUCCAUCCGGGUCUGGCUUUGUGCAGCGCUACAACGAUCCGGCAGCUACUUCUGGAGGCUCGCGUGUGAUGGGGUCGCGGACUCUGCCGCCCAUCCCACAACAUGGCGUUGCUGAGCCGCACGAGAUCGUCUAUGACGGUAGUUCCGCGCCUGCCGAUCGACGUCAAGGCACCAUCGACGACGGCUUUGGUCUGGCAUCUGUCACACCCAGCUCCUCGCAACAACCACUCGAGACAACACACGAAUCUGGUUACAACCACUACGCCUCGUCCGCAUACGACCAUCAGACACAACAGCAGCAGCAUCAACAGUACCACUCUUCCUAUCCAUCCGUAGGCAACAUGAGUCAGUACCCUGAUCAUCGUGGCGAACCGUCUUCGUCUACCAUGGUCCCAGGGCAAGGAUACCCCAACGUGGAAGGGAACCAGUACGAUGACUACCAGAGCAGCGCCGGUCCGCCUGGCUAUGACAGUGUAGCGGGUAGCGCCUCAGGCACGGCAUACCAGCACAACCACUAUCCGCACGAGAAGGCCUGA
This is a messenger RNA of Mycosarcoma maydis (corn smut), 1920 nucleotides long. RefSeq lists its product as uncharacterized. The coding region runs from base 1 to 1920 and encodes 639 amino acids. Gene Ontology annotation, cellular component: cell division site; plasma membrane; growing cell tip. The record is from RefSeq and is a predicted model, not a curated record. Lineage: Eukaryota; Fungi; Basidiomycota; Ustilaginomycetes; Ustilaginales. The transcript has a single exon.